CAAGUUCCCGCCAGCUAAUUGAUAACUCUAAUAUUUAUAAAAGGAAGAAGUAGACCGAAAACGAAAUAAAGGUCGUAUGCAAGGACGCAUGAGCCUAAAAGUGGGAGGGGAACAUCAAAAAUAUUGAUAGGAGGGAGGAGUGACGGCAGCAGAGCGGCGACGAGGAACAGGUUAGGGAGAAGCCGAGAGAAAAAAGCCUCUGGCACCUUUUAUUGGACAAUUUCCCCCCACCUUGGAUUUAUUGGUUUUCACUGUUAUUUGUCUAAUUGGGACUGAUAAGUAACCCGCUCCAAGAGAGUUUCCCAUAGAGACUGCGGGACAGGACAGGGAAGUACAACCUCCUUUACUCCGAGCCCAGGGAAGAUUCAUCCAACUCUUCGCCAUGUCUGCUCCUGGUUACCCAGGCCCUUACAACAACUCACCCUACCCCAUGGCUCAGUACGGCGACAAAUCGGGAGCCCCUUAUCCCGCUCCUCAUGGGGGGUACGUAGACCCCCAUCAAGCCCCUCCACCAGGCUUCAACCCGGGCUACAACCAAGGCCCGCCUCCUGUCAUGUAUCAGCCUGGCCCUGUCCCGGAGUACGGUGCCCCCCCCGGAGCCAUCGCCCCCGCCAUGGCAGCUGCGGCCCCGGUCGGCGUCCCCCCGGGGCUCGAAUACCUCACACAGAUUGACCAGAUCCUGAUCCAUCAAAAAGUGGAACUCCUAGAAGCAUUCAUCGGGUUUGAGACCAACAACCAGUACGAGAUAAAGAACAGUUUGGGCCAGAAGAUCUACAACGCCAAAGAGAAGAACGACUGCUGCACCAGGAACUGCUGCGGCUCGCUGCGCAGCUUCGACAUGAAGAUAAAGGACACCAUGGACCGGGAGGUGAUCCGCCUCAUACGGCCUUUCCGCUGCGUCUCCUGCUGGUUUCCCUGCUGCCUGCAAGAGAUGGAGGUCCAGGCACCGCCGGGCACCACCAUAGGCUACGUCAAACAGGACUGGCACCCCUGCCUGCCCAAGUUUUCCAUCCAGGGACCUAACAAGGAGACCCUGCUGAAGCUGGACGGGCCCUGCUUCGCCUGCAACUGCUGUGGGGACGUCAACUUUGAGCUGAAGGGUAAAGAUAGUGGCCAGUCGGUUGGUCGCAUCAGUAAGCAGUGGAGCGGCCUUCUGAAGGAAGUCUUCACAGACACGGACAACUUUGGCAUCCAGUUCCCGCUGGACCUGGACGUGAAGGUGAAAGCUGUUCUCAUGGGCGCCUGCUUCCUCAUUGAUUUCAUGUUCUUCGAGAAGGUCGGGGAGGCCAACCAGCGCAGCUCUGUGUUCUCAUAACAGAGGAAAAAGGAAGGGGAAACAGCAUGAGAGCAAUUGCCAGUUAUGCAUUCACAGUUAAUCUACUUGUAUGUAGAUGCAUUUGUUUUUUAAAUCAUUCCGUCCAUCAGAUUCCAGCCAAAACGGUGCCAAUCUGGCCAUCAUUUUACACACACACACACAGACCAAAACGAGCUAAAGAACUCUGACUCCAGAUGCCUGCCAGGGAUUUUUUUUUAAAAAUAUUUCCAAACUCAAUGACCCAAUGAUACUGCGCCAUGUUGCUCAUGUUCUUUACACUCCAUACAGUGUGUGGUUUGACCAUUUUGAAUGAAUGAACGUACCUCCAGCUGAGAUAUUAUCUCUUAGAUGUGCUUUACGCUACACUGGCAUUCACAUUUCAUAUUUAUGCUUAUCAUCCCACUUUACUAUCUUUUAUGAAAACUAACAAUAGAUUUAUGUAAGUGCAAUACCGUUGUGGGUGUAUACGCUGUAUUCAUUGCCUUUUAUAUUUAGCUAUGCUAUCUGCUACUUUGUGUUUAAUGCUAAUUAGCAAAUGAUAGCAUGCAAACAAGCUAACUAAAAAAGUGAACAUGGUAAACAUUAUAUUUGCUGUAUCUGUUAGCAUUGUGAGCAUGUUAGCAUGGUAGCUUUAGCUCAAAGCACUGAUGUGGCUUAGUCAUUGUAUAAGUUAACAAAAGCUUUAUUUAAAAUGUAAUCAUUAGCAAGAAUACCUGCUCAUUAUUUAGUGUGUAUAGGGAAGUGGUGGUUAUGUUAGCAGAAGGAUGGGAACAUGUUUUAUUAUUGACAGCAUUUACCAAAGGGCUCUUUCUUUCUCUCCAAGUGAACAUAAUACAAUUUGUAGCAUAGCCUACAGUGUCAAUGCUCCCUCUGUGGUUAGCUGGUUGCCUUGGAGAUGGAAACCACAGCCAGACCUUGCCGUCCUAUUCUCCAGAUGUCACUGCCUUGAACAUUCAUGUGAACUGAAAUGGGAGUGUAGGUUAAGCAGGGAUAUCUUGAAAAAAGAGUAAAAGAAAGUAAAUGAAAAGCAGAAACUGAGGUUAGUGAAUAUUAUUUUGACUACACAGUGGUUGGAAAACCCUGGUCAUUGGCAGGUUUAAGGAAACACAUCGGGUUUCCGUAGUUUUGCAGGUUAAUGUUUGGAAAUGGCUGUUGAAUGUAAAGCUCUGUAUUUAAUCGUCAUAAUUGUUCUUGUGAGAUAACAUGGGUGUGCCUCCAGUGAGGCUUGUUGCCACUAGUGCUCUCAUGUAUGUACUGUGUUUUAUAUACGUGUGUGUGAUACCCUCAGCCUUUGAGCUUGCUGACCUUUGAUAAGGAAAGAAAAAGGAGCCAAAGGAUGUACAGUACCUUUACUGCGAUUACUUCUUCUUUGUGUGAUGUUUAAAUUGCUUCUUCUUUGGCAUCAGUUUCCUGUUUCUAUCAUAAUUCUAUACAAUUUAUGUUGUCAAUAUAAUUUUUCUACAGAUCAAAAGUACCCUGUCCUUUAAAAAUAAAUCAUAAGAUAUUGAA
Messenger RNA from Trematomus bernacchii (emerald rockcod), 2824 nucleotides. RefSeq names its product phospholipid scramblase 1-like. Gene Ontology annotation, molecular function: phospholipid scramblase activity. Gene Ontology annotation, biological process: plasma membrane phospholipid scrambling. Gene Ontology annotation, cellular component: plasma membrane. The record is from RefSeq and is a predicted model, not a curated record. NCBI's taxonomy places the organism in Eukaryota, Metazoa, Chordata, Actinopteri, Perciformes, Nototheniidae. The transcript has 8 exons. Bases 383 to 1315 code for a protein of 310 amino acids.